Molecule: messenger RNA, 1812 nt
Organism: Exophiala mesophila
Lineage: Eukaryota; Fungi; Ascomycota; Eurotiomycetes; Chaetothyriales; Herpotrichiellaceae
Exons: 1
Coding region: 1-1695 (564 amino acids)
Cellular component (GO): membrane
Molecular function (GO): glycosyltransferase activity
Source: RefSeq, a predicted model, not a curated record
AUGGCCCUCACCCUUCCUCGAGGUCUGGGACCUGUAAGGUUGAUUGUGAUCUUCUGCAUCCUGCUCUCCGUCUUGGUAUUUCGUUCCCAUUACCUACCAUCGCCCCAUGCUGCCAAACAUGCUGCCAAAGCAUUUUCCUCAUCUUCGAGCAAUUGGCUUUCUGCCAUUCGAUCCCCUCAAAUGGACGACACUAGCGAUGUGGCUGCCGAUUACCACUACUCUACCAGAGCUUUUAGCAAAGGCAAAGGCCUAGGUGCUGAGAUUCAAAAGGUUGAGAAGACACUCAAGGAUAUUUCGAUGGACGCGGCCAUGGAGGAGUUUGAACGAUCUUUCUUCUCUCCAAUUUCAUCCUCCUCUUCCUCAUCUUCAGUUUCCAAAGCUACGCCGACCCCGUCUUUGGCCGUCAAACCAGUCGUCAAACCCGCCCCAGAACCAUUAAAACCAUCAUGCCGGGAUCUCCCAGGCGCCGACAAAGUCGUUGUCAUCGUCAAGACUGGAGCCACCGAAGCCUUCGCCAGAUUGCCACAACAGCUUUUGACUCUAGCAGAUUGCGUUCCAAAUUUCAUGGUCUUCUCCGACAUGGAGCAAGACAUGGGUGACCACCACAUCUACGAUGCUCUCGAUGAAGUGGGCAAGGAGUAUAAAGACAACCAUGACGACUUCAAAUUCUACAACCAAGUGCGUCAAUCACACCUCACCCAUGGCGAUGUUAGCCUACUGGGUUCAGAAAAGGGCUGGAACCUGGACAAGUGGAAGAACAUCCCCAUGCUACACAAGGCAUAUACCAAAUAUCCAAAGGCUGACUGGUUCAUGACCAUUGAUGCCGAUACCUACCUUGGAUGGUCCAACCUACUCCUCAUGUUGGCUCAAAUGGACCCAAACAAGCCUGUCUAUUCUGGCUGUGUCUAUUGGCACGGCCCCACUUCCUUUGCUCAAGGAGGGACUGGCUAUCUUUUGUCCCGUGCCGCUGUCAAGAAAUUCGAAAAGGUCCGCACCAAGGAGAAGAUUGCCGAUUGGGAAAAGGAAACCUCGACAAUUUGCUGUGGGGAUGUCAUGCUCGGAGUCGCCAUGAAACACGCUGGUGUCGAAGUCACUGGAGCAUGGCCUAUGUUCCAGAUAGAUCCUCCCUCAAAAAUGACCUGGACAGACCGCUACUGGUGCACCCCUGCCAUUACAUGGCAUCACUCACCAACUUACGAAGUCGAGGCUUUGUGGGACUUUGAACAGGACUGGCUAAACAAGACAUCAAAUGGCAAAAAGUAUGGCUCUGUUCCGUACUUGUAUCGAGAUGCAUUCGAAUACUUUGCAGCCCCUACCAUCGCCAAAGAGAAGAAAGACUGGGAUAACUUAUCCGGUGAUAAAAUCUUCACGAAACCUGUCGAGGAUCACGUCAAGGAAAACCGCGACUGGGAUGGUAAAAAUGACGAAGAGAAACAAAAAAUGUGGGAUGAGCUGUCUGACCUCCAGAAAGCCGCUGCGGGUUCUAUUAAAAAAUGCAAGGAAGCCUGUGCCGAAGACACUGAGUGCAUACAAUGGUCCUUCCACCCUGGCACGUGCCAAUUGCAGAAGACAAUCAAAUUAGGCCACUCAACUGAUGGAGAACUCGAGACCACUUCCGGAUGGAUGCUUGAUCGGAUCAAUGAGUUCAAAAAGGACAGGAAAGACUGCAAGCCCAAGUGGGAGAUUCCUAAAUGAGCCUCCUGCCAGUCCAUGGCUUUUCACGACACGUUACGAAAUAACGACCUGAGCUUUUCUACUUCCUAAAUAUUAAGACACGACACUCAACAUUCGUCUGAACCCAGUGUUUUGUCA